Zingiber officinale is the source of this 7014-nucleotide messenger RNA. Its product is annotated as protein ROS1A-like. Bases 708 to 5849 code for a protein of 1713 amino acids. The transcript has 18 exons. Gene Ontology annotation, molecular function: DNA demethylase activity; 4 iron, 4 sulfur cluster binding; DNA N-glycosylase activity. The record is from RefSeq and is a predicted model, not a curated record. Gene Ontology annotation, biological process: base-excision repair. Lineage: Eukaryota; Viridiplantae; Streptophyta; Magnoliopsida; Zingiberales; Zingiberaceae.
AUGAUGCUGCUUUCCGCGGAACGAGGGAGGCAAGAUUUCGGGUAAGAAAAACUCCAGUAGCAGAACAAGUUUUGCCUUAUCUCGCUCGGUCUACCAGUUUUUGUUCGCUACUUCGCUUCGGGUGUCGAUUUAAUUUUCAAGAGUGGAGAACGACAGUUACCACGAUCGUGUCUUCUUCUUCCCUCCUCCGAUGCUUCAAGGUGGAACCCUUUUCGCAGUCGUAGCGUUGGUUGUUGGGAAAUGGAAUCCAGUUUGAGACAUUGAAGUGUUGAUAAGGAGGAAAGUUCCUCGCUUUCCUGUUUUUUUUUUUUUUUUUGGCUUUCUGGAGCGAGGUAGGGAGAGAUCUUCCAAAUUUAGCAACACCACGAUGGCACAUUGGAUAAACUGGAAUCCUCUUGCUGAUAACAUCGCCGGAUAGUUUUGGGGCGGUUCUUGUUGCAGAGGAGGUGAGAGACGGCCAUUGAAGUAGGAAGAUUUGAGCGUAUGGGUUUCGGAAUGGAUUUAAAUAGGAAAGUUCUUCAUCGUCGCAGCAUGAGCAUGAGGAUAUCAAAGUCCAGCCUCCUUUUCCUGUAACGCCUGCGAAAACAUCUACCGUGGAAAGACGAUCGAUUCCCAGCAAUGGUCCGAGGUGCGAUAACCAAUCUGAAUUAAAUUGGUCCGAAGCUGUGCGGAGAUUCAAUUCUGAAGGAGAAGGAUCUCCUUCCACGAUGUCCGUUAGUUCGAAUGAUAUGGCUGCUUCGAAGGGGAACCAUUUCUUCACAGUCCUUUGGCAAUCUCAAAUUUCUGAUGGAGGCCCUAUUCCCGUAGAUGAGUCGCUGUUCCAAAAUCCAAGCCUUCUGAAUGAGAAUACGGUAACUGUGGAUAAGAUUGCUGCCAUGCCAUCAUCUACACCUACUAAUAUGGCAAAGAAUGAAGCAGGAAAAGUAUUGGCCAAUGUGUCUGUGGAGUGGAAACCUCCAAGAGAAAAUGAGGCUAUAUCUUCCACAGACAGUGCAAUACUAACAGCUUGUGAUCCUGUUUUAGCGAGUUUAUCAGAUUCUCUAAUACCAUCUUUAUUUGAGUCGGAUGAUCAACCACUAAAAUCCCGGAAGGGAAAGCAAGAAAAUCAAGCUAUAUAUUUGAAUGAAACACCGCAGCAGAACCUUAGGAAGAGAAAACACAGGCCCAAAGUCGUCCAAGAAAGCAAGUCAGUGAGGACACCAAAGCCAAAAACUCCUGUAACCGAUGAAAGAAGUCCAGCUGGAAAGAGGAAAUAUGUGCGCAAAAAAUUUGUAAAAGGUUAUAAUUCUCCCUCCACCACAUUAACUGAUGCUACUGACCUGGAUAAUUCAAAUAUUAGAUCAGUUAGACAAUGUCUGAACUUUGAGUUGGAAGUGCUGGAAGCAAGAGAUGUAUGUCAAGGAUCAGCAUUUGCAUCUACAACUGAUGGUCAACCUGAAAGUUUGGCUUCACAUCAUGGGGAAUCUAUGAAUUAUAUAAGUACAAUGUCGACCAUUCAGCAUUCGCAACUGUGUGAUCCAGCUGUGCAUAACCUAGAAAAUGGAAUGCCAUUUGAUCUCAAUUAUUCAGUUGAUCAAACAAGAUCCUCAAUAAGUCAAAGUGCAACUCAAUUCUCUAGCAGUGAAAAUUUAAUGACUAAACAUAUAUUAGAUCAUUCUGAUUCCAUUCUACAAAAAUGCAGUGCACCUCAGUUUGCCAAAGGUAAAUUGGCAUCUGAUGACUGUAUUGACCAGACAACUAAUGACAGACACCAAGAUAGAAGCAAUUUCCUGUCCAAUUCAAUCAGCACAUCAUGCAUGAUGUUCAAACAGAAAAAAGGAGUCUGCACUUUCAUUGAAUGUGCUUGUAUCUCAAGCAAUGGCAAUCUGAUUCAUGCCUUCGAUAAGAAAAAUCAGCUUAAUGGAUCCUGUGGUAUGAGUAACCAGGACUUGCAUUCACCAGCAAGGUUCAAGAAGAAAAUAAAAAAUAGCGACAUUGAGUGCACAGGAGAUGCCUCAUUUGAAAAGCUGUGCAUUCCUUGCAAUAAUUGCAGAGAAAACACUAUGGCAUUGAAUAAUGUUCAUGUGACGCUUGAUGACCCACAAAUUUCAGAACAGUUUCAGCCUUUUGACAAAAUAGAUCAAGGGAAAUCAGGAGUAACAGUUCAGAAUCAUCAUCCAAACACAAAUAAUUCAUCUUGUGACAUCUUUCAUGAAGCACAGCCUCUAAACAACCACGGAAUCUGCAGUUCUAUGCAGACAUUUAAAGAUAAUGAUAGUUUUAAAGAUUUGAUUUUUGAGAUUCGGGAUUGCAAUGAUGCCCAUCUUGUCAAACCCAGCUAUAUAGCAAGACCAAAAAGGGACACUUCUCAGUCAACAAGUAGGGAUGAAGUAGAUUUCCAAGGACAUCUGAUGCCUCUAUGGAAGUCUGAUUUAGGACUAAAGGUUCCUGAUUCUGCAGCAAUGCUUUCCAGAGAUCAAACAGAGAACAUUUCCCAUCUUAGGUGUUGUUCAAAAUGUCAAAUUGACAUAAAUUUUCAAAACUCAUUUGGUUCCAAUUUGAUUCCACUAGAAAUGGACCUAUGUGGAGAUCCUGUAGGUGAUAUAGUUGAAGAGAUUAGACAUAUAGCUAUAAAUGAGACCCAUGCGAAUGCUAGAGAAAUAUCUGAAAAUGCUCUAAUUCCUUACAAUGGGGGUGGUGUAAUGGUUCCAUUCAAUGGACAGAUUAAUCUUUCAAAGAAACGAAACCAUCGACCCAAGGUUGAUCUGGAUGGAGAGACAUUCAAAGUAUGGAAUCUAUUGAUGGGAAAAGGAGGCAAUGCUGGUGCAGAGAAACAAGAUAGUGAAAAGGAGAACUGGUGGAAAGAAGAAAGGAAGGUUUUCCAUGGACGGGUAGAAUCUUUCAUUGCAAGGAUGCAUCUAGUUCAAGGGGAUAGACGCUUUUCACAGUGGAAAGGAUCAGUGGUUGACUCAGUUGUUGGUGUUUUCCUCACACAAAAUGUUGCAGAUCAUCUUUCAAGCACUGCCUUCAUGGAUCUUGCUGCAACAUUUCCUUCAAAGUCUAAAGAAGAUAAUGAAGUAGAUCAGGUGGAGAAGAGUCACCUAGAUAUGGAAAUUCAAAUGGAAUGCAUCAAAUUCCCAGAUUAUUGUAAGAAAUUUCAAGAACAGAUGUUGAGCAAAGAGUUGCAUGACCAAAUCUCUCAAGGCCCUAUAUGUGUAAAUGAAGGUUACGACAUCAAAUCAUUCUCUAGUGGAACUGAAGUUAACAUUGCAGGCAUCUCCGGGAAUCAGAUUGUCGUACACGAACCUGACAAUAACUUAGGCAUGACAGCAAGACUGACAGGAAGUACACAACUAGAAGAAGCCGAUAACAGAUUGUCAUUUGAUGACAUUGCUUCAUCGCCUAAUUCUGUUGUUUCACCUCAAAACUUCUCAGGAAAACUAGUUCAGGUAAAUAAUGGGAUCCAACUAAACUCAUUGUCAAUCUGCCAAGAUGAAGAUUUGAUAACUGGAAGCAUACUCAAUUUGGGAUACUCACCCUCAUUCUUAGAGCUUUUACAGAUGGCAGAGAUGAUGAAAGAAGGUAAAUUUCAAGGUGGAAAUGAUUGGGAGGAGUAUAUAAUCCCAGAAAGGAAAAUCUCAUGUCCAGAGCAUGGCAAUUUAGGCAUUUCAACUGCUUGCAAACCAUCUUCUUCCCAUGAAUUCUCAGCAUCUGAAUUGACGGAUGUGAUGAGUGUAAAUUUAGAAAGUGAUAGUUGCAGCUUAGACAAGGUGAUCAUUACAAAUGGUGAGAAGCAAAUUGAUGCUGCAGUUAAUUUUUCCCUUGUCACAACAACUGAGAAUACUGUCCACCCAAAGGUAAUGCUAGUUCGUGACCAUAGGCUUGAAGGGGACUCUUUUGCACAAAUUGGCACACUUUCUUCACAGAAAGUAACUAGCUUAGAGUCUGAAGUUAGAAUCUGCGAACAAUUUUCCCAUCAUAACGACUUUCAGAAAAGGGAAAAGGAGGUCUCAACUAGUGAAUCCAUUUACUGGAUGCAUUCACAUUUAAAUGGCGACAAUAAAGUUGAAAUUCAGGCAGAAGAAUAUGAUAAUCUCCAGGCUGACAAAGCAGAUAGAGCUAAGACUCAACUACACAAUCAACAACAAGUUUCAAACCUUUCUAAUGGACAAAGAAAUACAUCGAAGGUGUUUCAUGAUGUCAAAUUAAGCCUAAAAAAUGAGUUAUGCAUUUUACAGAUGGUUUCAGCUGAAACAGCAAGUGUACUGGAAGACAAAUUGGUUAAAGUUGAAAAAGAUAGCAAGGAGCCCUGUGACUGGGAAAUAUUGAGGAGAGAGAUAAAUCCAAGUGACACAAGAAGAGAGAGAAAAGAAGAGACAAUGGACUUAUUGGACUGGGAAGCAGUAAGACGAGCAGAUGUAAAGGAGAUAGCUGAAGCCAUCAGAGUUCGAGGAAUGAACAACAAGCUAGCAAAGAGGAUCCAAGAUUUUCUCAAUAGACUAGUGAAUGAUCAUGGAAGCAUUGACCUUGAAUGGUUAAGGGAUGUUGAACCAGAUAAAGCAAAGGAUUAUCUCUUAAGCAUACAUGGAUUGGGACUUAAAAGUGUUGAAUGUGUACGCCUUUUAACACUCCAACAUCUAGCCUUUCCUGUUGAUACUAAUGUUGGCCGGAUAUGCGUAAGGCUGGGAUGGGUUCCCUUGCAACCGCUGCCUGAGUCCCUGCAGUUACAUUUGCUAGAGAUGUAUCCGUUCCAGGACAGCAUUCAAAAGUAUCUUUGGCCCCGGCUAUGUAAGCUUGAUCAGCGAACUUUAUAUGAACUACACUAUCAAAUGAUUACCUUUGGAAAGGUUUUCUGCACAAAAAACAAACCGAACUGUAAUGCAUGUCCAAUGAGGGGUGAAUGCAAACACUUUGCAAGUGCAUUCGCCAGUGCAAGACUAGCACUUCCAGGGCCCGAAGAGAAAAGCUUGACGAUUUCCACAAGAUCUCCUUCCUAUGAAAAUUGUAAAUCCAAUUUACAACCAAUGCAUGUACCACAAAUUGAGUUCAACCGAGACCUGAAAGAAACAAGUAAUGGCAAUAACUGUGAGCCAAUUGUUGAAGAGCCAUCAACACCAGAGCACAUAGAAACAGAAGAAAGUGCAAUAGAGGAUAUGUUUUGUGAAAAUCCUGAUGAAAUCCCUACUAUUAAUUUAAACUUUGAAGAGUUCAGCAACUACUUGCAUGACUAUAUGCAAGAUGACGCAUCAAAAGCAUUAGUGGUGGUAAGUCCAGAAGCUGCUUCUAUUCCAACAACGAAGCUCAAGAAUAUUAGUCGGCUGCGAACAGAGCACCAUGUAUACGAGCUUCCAGAUUCACAUCCUUUAUUGGAAGGAUUGGACCGAAGAGAAUCUGAUGAUCCUUCAUCAUAUCUGCUGGCUAUAUGGACUCCAGGUGAGACGCCACAAUCCAUUGAACCACCAGAGACACUCUGCAACUACCAGGAAUCAGGUAAAUUGUGCAACAAAAUCACUUGCUUUGCCUGCGACAGUAAACAAGAAGCAGAAGCACGAACUGUUCGAGGCACAAUUUUGAUCCCAUGUAGAACAGCAAUGCGAGGAAGUUUCCCACUCAAUGGCACCUAUUUUCAGGUCAACGAGGUAUUUGCAGAUCAUGAUAGUAGUUGUCAUCCAAUUGAUGUUCCUAGAGAAUGGUUAUGGAGCCUUCCAAGGAGGACAGUUUAUUUUGGUACCUCAGUAACAACAAUAUUUAAGGGUUUAACAACUCAAGAAAUACAGCUGUGCUUUUGGCGAGGUAAGAAGGCAAUUCCUAAUUUCCGUAGCUAUAAAUUAAUUCUUUACACCAUAAUUUCUAUUCAUCAAGAAAAGUAAGAAUCUCUUAGUAGAGUAUGCAUCAAGUAUUAAAGAAGGGUAAUAAUAAUAAUAAUAAUAUUGGAGAUUAAGACCACUUUUAAAACAUCAACUGAAACCAAAUGUAAAAGAAAAGAAAAUAUUCUAGAGAAAUGAAAUAAUUUUAUUCCUAAAAUGACUGAAUAAAUUUGUUAUUCUAUCUUCACAAUUGCUCAAUUACAACCUAUCAAAUUGAUUUAUUCUCCUGAAUAAAAGGAUAUAUAUCAUAAUGAACAUUUAUAAAAUCUUUAUUUUUUUGUAAAAGUAAAUACUUAAUUUACAUUAUUCUCUCUCAAAUAAAUUGUAUAUUUUAAAUUGAAGUAUUUUUUUUUCCAAUUAGUGAGAAAUAAUAGUAACCUUUUGAGUAUUGAUCUUUAUGGAACAGUUAAGGUGUCAAUUCUAAUGAAUAUGGAAUAAUAAUAACAUUUGGAUUUUAAUGUAAAAAAUUAAAAGGGCUGAUUAUCAGAAUUAUUAAAAGGGUAUUUCUUUUUUAGAAAAUAUCAAAAGAGCACAGCAUAUUUCUUUAUAAAAAAAAUUAUUCCAAUGUUAUUAUAGCAGCUAGAGUAGCUAGUGUAACAUGUAACAAUUGUAACGUAGUUGUUAUAAUGUAUUAGAGUAAAUUAUUUUUUUAGUUCAACACUUUAGCAUAUUUCUUUAUAAAAACUAUUUUUAUUUCAAUGUUCUUGUAACAACUAGGAGUAAAGGCUAUAAUGUGUAAUAAGUACAUCUUAGUUGUUACAGUGUGUUAUAAAUUAUUAUUUUUAGUUCAAGUUGAUCAAAAAUAUACAUAAAACACUUUAAAUAAAAAAAUACUUUAUCAAGUUACUAAAAAAAAUUUAAACUCCAUCAAAAUCGCUUCAAUAAUAUUAAAAGCAUUGUAAAAUUAUUGUAAUAAUCAUUAUUGGCUAUUACAUUAUUGUAAUAGCGAAUUGGUGACUACUACACAUAGUGGCUAUGUAAUUAUUUGAUAUGCUCCCACGGGCAUAGUUGAGGAGGUAAGUGGAUGAAGAUUUGUCAUUUGAGAUCGAGAGAUCAAAAGAUCAAACAUUAGGGUUGACGGGGUGUAAAUCCUUACAUGUAUAACUAACUCCCUCCUCCCAAUCCACCUGUAAUAAGUUUAUAGUGAUUUUAAUAUUUUUUUAAUCGA